CCAUCUAUCAAUGUUGAGAAGUUUUGUUCACUUUGGACUCCCUGUCUUGCAAAAGAUUUCGAUGAGGUUACGAUUAUAACCUCUUUCGAUAAAUAGUAUACAAUAUCACUGAUAAUUGAUAUCAAAUAUGGCAACAAAAAAGAUCAAUGGAUUAUUUAUGCCUUUUAAUCAGUUAUAUAAACGAAAUGUAUUCAUGGUAGAUGCUAUAACGAGACGCACAUAUGCAACCACUGAUGAAGUUGAUACUCAAGUUACUCAUACUGGUCAGGCAUUUGAAAAAGAUGACUAUCGAUUAGUAAGAUUUUUAAACAGGCCAAAAGAAGUUAAUAAAAAUUGGGCAAUUAAAUUGAUAGAUGAAGUACCACCGUCUCCUAAGAAAGAUAGAAUUGUAGCUUGUGAUGGUGGUGGAGGCCCUCUUGGACAUCCUAAAGUUUAUAUAAAUCUGGAUAAACCAGGCAAUCAUACUUGCGGUUAUUGUGGAUUGCGUUUUUAUAAGGAGAAUCAUUAGAUGUAUAUGUGUAUAUGAGUAGUAUUAUAUUAAUUGUU
Acromyrmex echinatior (Panamanian leafcutter ant) is the source of this 546-nucleotide messenger RNA. RefSeq names its product NADH dehydrogenase (ubiquinone) 13 kDa A subunit (gene ND-13A). The record is from RefSeq and is a predicted model, not a curated record. NCBI's taxonomy places the organism in Eukaryota, Metazoa, Arthropoda, Insecta, Hymenoptera, Formicidae. Gene Ontology annotation, cellular component: respiratory chain complex I. Gene Ontology annotation, biological process: mitochondrial electron transport, NADH to ubiquinone.